Ceratina calcarata is the source of this 2865-nucleotide messenger RNA. Its product is annotated as protein glass. Gene Ontology annotation, biological process: regulation of transcription by RNA polymerase II. The record is from RefSeq and is a predicted model, not a curated record. Gene Ontology annotation, cellular component: nucleus. Lineage: Eukaryota; Metazoa; Arthropoda; Insecta; Hymenoptera; Apidae. Bases 666 to 2198 code for a protein of 510 amino acids. Gene Ontology annotation, molecular function: RNA polymerase II cis-regulatory region sequence-specific DNA binding; DNA-binding transcription activator activity, RNA polymerase II-specific. The transcript has 7 exons.
GGGUAGGAGUAGUAGUCAGUGAGUAAGGGGUGAGAGUGGGUGAUAGUAGGUGGUAGAUCUCUAGUUAGCCAAGACACAUUGACAAACCGUCGUGCCAGCAUGGCAGCAGCACGCGGUGCGAUUAACGAGGUCUUCUUCUUCUCACCUCGAGAUUAAUUCGAUCGUUUUUCUGGCAAACCUCGGAUUACUUCGGUGCAACUAGGAUUGAGUGAUCCGUCAUUUUUACGUUUCGAAGCCGAAGAUUCAUAACGAAGAGGAAUUUGUGUUCGGGGUGAAGUUAUGUCUUCUUUGUGUUUCAAGAUCAGACUGAAAGUUGCAUUCUGAGGAAUAUGUGGUUCUCGCGGAGAACGAAAGCGGAGUUCAGAAAUGUUCGGGAAGAAGAUUAGAAAUCUUUAUAAGAACAGAAAGAAGAACUGAAGACCGUGGGAAGAGACUAUGUGUAGUGACGCGAUAUUUAACGAGCGUAAAUCAAAAACCGAUUCGAACAGAAUACAGGGUGUGGUGUUAACGUCUUGUCGUUAAAAUUAUUCGUCGAUCGUAAAAGUGGACCGAAAUCGAUGACGCUAGUUUUACGUGACGAAACGUGUAUUUUAGAACGAGUAAUGUUCGCUCGAAGAUGGAGAACAAAAUCACGUGGGCUGAUGCACAUGGUUUUCAAGCUAUGAAUGAAAAUAUCUGGCAGAUUUUCUGCAGAAGCCUUUAGAGGAGACCGACAGGUCUUCCAAGCCAUAAAGGGAGACCAGAGGGGCUGGACCACAUCUCUACAGAGAGGAGGCAAUCCGUCCGCGUAUUUUGUCGAGAGGCGAGGGAAGGGGGUGUCUCUAAGGGCGGCUGCGACCAGAAAUUUCGCAGAGAUGGAGUUUCUGCAGAAUCAUCACGCGGUGAACACCUCCGAAUCGCCGUACACCCUCGGCACAGGUUCGGUAGGAAGUAUCGAGGCCACUAUACCUUCGAGCCUCUGUGCCGGGCCUCUGGAAGUGCUGUCCAACGACGACACAUUAACAGACAACCAGAACGAGGAGACUUUGGGUGCCUUGCAGGGCACCCUUCGUCUUCAGGAUCUGCAGAACUCGCCGGAGGACAUCGGCGGAGACCAAGGUCAACAGAUCCAGAACACUGGACAGAAUCAAGUAGUGAGCGAGUUCGGUGCAAGCUUCUGGGUCGACGACAUGGCCGGUUUCCCGUUGCCACCGCUCGACUUGGACCCUUUACCUCCUGGUCUUUUCAGUCCCUGCUCGGGGACCUAUAAUUGGGGUUGCCCCAGAGGAGAAUGCACGCCGAGGGCGAGUAACGCGAACGGAGAAGGCGUCGCGGACGUGUUGCUGUCGUUGAAACAUGCGGUGGUCCACCCCGGAAGUCCUACCGGCGGAUACUAUUCCACUGGAGGAUCGGGUCAUCAUUAUUCCCAGGAUUACACGCAAAAUCUUGGUCCACCUGUGCCACCGACGCACUACACGCCCACCCCGGCUAUGUCCGUCAACGUCUCCAUGAAUAUGACCAUGAAUAUGAACAUGCAUACUGGGUACGAGCAAAGUUAUUCGUCGGCAUGGGGCGUGGAACCCUUAUUGAGUCCCGCCCAGCAAUAUAAUCCGGUGGAGCAACAGACGAGGGUGAAUCAACCCCCGGCCAAUAGCCUGGUCGGCACGGGGGUUGGAACCCAUCCUCACCCUCAUCCCCCGGCGCACGGCCAUUCCAGGCUGCAACUACCCGGCGAACAUGCGCUGUGCGUAGCCGCUUCCGGAAACCCGGUUACACCCGACGAUAAUGGCAGACCUAACCUUUGCAGGAUCUGCGGGAAAUCGUACGCGAGGCCCAGCACCCUGAAAACGCACCUCAGAACGCACUCUGGGGAGAAACCGUUUAGGUGUCACGCGUGCUCGAAAGCUUUUAGCCAAGCCGCGAAUUUAACCGCCCACGCGAGAACCCAUUCCGGAGAAAAACCGUUCCGAUGUCCCGUGUGCGAUCGACGAUUCUCACAGAGCAGUUCUGUGACCACACACAUGAGAACGCAUUCGGGAGAACGCCCGUACAGGUGUCGUUUCUGCAAGAAAGCAUUCUCGGAUAGUUCUACGCUAACGAAACAUCUUCGUAUUCACUCCGGCGAGAAACCGUACCAGUGCAAGCUGUGCUUGCUGAGGUUCAGUCAAAGCGGUAAUCUCAACAGGCAUAUGAGAGUCCACGGCGGCUCUCUAACGUGACACAGCUCAAUAUCGAUCAUCGACGACAAUCGCAUUUUACCGCGGUGUUGUCGAAUACCUGUGAUUCAACUUGGCUCGAGCUUACCAGAGAAAAUGUAAAAUAAAUUUUAUCUGCGAGGCAACACGGCCGAUACUCACGAUCAGAGUUUUCAUUCCUGACUGAUACAUCUAAUUAAAUGCGUAUUCGAAUUUGCAAAAGCGUUUAUAUAUAUAUAUAUAUACUAUGUACGAACACAUCCGGUUAUUUAAGGGCUUACAUUUGGAUAUUUUUUUAAACGACACAUAAGACAAGUAAUAAUCACAAUAUGUGUUAUAUUUGGCAUUAGGAACUCAUCGAGAAUAUGUAUCAUUAUCAUCAUCACGAUCAAUGUCGUCGUCGUCGUCAUCGUCGUCGUCGUUUCCUGAAUCGGAACGUUCAAUUGGAAGAAAUAAAAUGAAUGAGUCGUAUAUCGGCACCGUUUAUAACUUUAGAAAGUAAUGCACUCGCGAAGUUUCCUGAUCGCUCGCUAUUUGUACGUUAUUAUUUACAAAAUAUAUAGGUCAGGAUAGGUUAACAGGGUAUCGCAGAUUUAGACCUACAGUAUCCACCACAGCACCGUUGAUUAUUGUACAAAUAUUGUAUUUAUUAUAAUUAUUAUUAAUUAUAAUCUUAAUGUUGCUGUUUUCA